AUGGCGAACAUCGAGCCCCCUGGGUGGAACAAAGCUCUCCGGCUCCAGGACUGGCACGCUCUCAAUCGAUACAUCGUCAAAGAGUGCCGAGCUGCUCCUCAAGGUCUGAGGAAGGCGUGGGGCAGGGGCGGGAGCCAGGGGAUCAAGGCUGUGACCGUCUGGGAUGGAGCUUUCGAGAACUUGUACUGUCGGAUCUAUGAUCUAAGUAUCCAGGGGAAACUCUUCCCAGAGACAGAGUCGGAGGUGCUGCUCGCAUGCGAGCACAUCGUCGCCGUCAAGAAGGUUCCUCACUGGGAUCACGUAGAAAACAUCGCUGCCCUCAGGACAAUCCUCAAGCCAGAUCAGGCUUGGAACGACUACCCUGAGGACGCGUUAGAAGACGACCGAGAGGACGACGAGGAUGAGCCAUAG
Messenger RNA from Dioszegia hungarica, 411 nucleotides. RefSeq lists its product as uncharacterized. Bases 1 to 411 code for a protein of 136 amino acids. NCBI's taxonomy places the organism in Eukaryota, Fungi, Basidiomycota, Tremellomycetes, Tremellales, Bulleribasidiaceae. The transcript is spliced from 5 exons. The record is from RefSeq and is a predicted model, not a curated record.